Molecule: messenger RNA, 4646 nt
Organism: Gadus macrocephalus (Pacific cod)
Lineage: Eukaryota; Metazoa; Chordata; Actinopteri; Gadiformes; Gadidae
Gene: necab2
Product: N-terminal EF-hand calcium binding protein 2
Exons: 10
Coding region: 50-1246 (398 amino acids)
Biological process (GO): regulation of amyloid precursor protein biosynthetic process
Cellular component (GO): cytoplasm
Source: RefSeq, a predicted model, not a curated record
UGCGCCUUUCCCCCCAUAGAGCGCACCAUGUACGCUACGCAGCAAAAGGAUGUGUGAGCAGGCAGCGCGCUAUUGCAGGGACGGCGUCCACAAACUGCUCAACAAAGAACAAGCCAAACUCCGGGCCCAGGACAGCAAAGACCAGCCACCAAACCCCGUAGCCGACCUGGUGCUGGACAGCGAGUCCGCGACGGCAGCACAGACCGGAAACAGCGGCGCUCAGCCCGGUGGUAUCGACGGGCUCGUCCGCUGGAUCGUAACCAAGAUGAGUGACAACAAGAACAUCUCCAGCCGGGAAUUCGCCGGCAGCCGGGAGGAGGUCGCCGUGGCUCAGGAGCAUUUUUACGCUCCUGAACCGCGCAAAGGCAUCGCCGUCAUUCUAGACAUAUUCCGAAGAGCUGAUAAAGACGGUAAGUCAUCCAGGAUUUUUCUUUCCAUAAAUGGCUUUCGAAAAAGGAUCUGCCAACUGGAUAUCAACGCGACUGUAAUGCCAAUGCACCAGGUGCCUACAUUGUGGAUCUCCAUUCCUGCACAGGUGUACGAGAGGGGGUCCAACGUGGAGCAGUUUGUGACCCGUUUCCUGCUCAAGGAGUCAGCCAAUCAGAUCCAGUCACUGCUGAGCUCCGUAGAGAGUGCCGUGGAUGCGAUUGACGAGCAGCAUAGCCAAACAGGACACCACCCAGCCAAAGGGAGCCCGCGCAUGGCUGAGAAGCGCUAUGACAACGCCGUGCCUGACUACCCCCCUAACAACAGAGUCAGCGUCAAGGAGACCGCCAGGGCCCUCACCACGGCCUCAGGUGCCGUGGAGGUCAGGAAAGAGGGUCUCGAACAACAGAUCAACCGCCUGGCAGAGUUAAUCGGACGCAUGGAGAACAAGACGGUCUGGUUUGAUCUGCACCAGCGGCUAACAGACACGGACGGCACCGCCAGCGCAUCCUUGCUGCUGGUGCGUCAGGAGAUGGUGGUUUCCCAGAAGAAGUUGGGGGAGUUUUGUGAAGCUCUUAAGCAGUACCUGAAGAAUGUGUCGGCCCAGCGAGACUGCUUCCAUGUGACUGCAGUCAGGUUGCCAGAUGGCUUGUCCUUUGUCGUCUACGAGUUCUGGGAUGGAGAGGAGGAGUGGAAGAGGCACCUGCAGUCGGCACCUAUCAAAACCUUUCAGCAUGUGAAGGUGGACACACUAUGCCAGCCUGAAGCCGUGUCCACUGUAGCUGUGCCAGCUGCCUGGUGCAGUCUGAACAGAGAAUGAGGACUGAGACGUUUGACGGCACGCCACCACACCUGGACAGACCUACCCUCCUUAAGACCCGCCUCCUGCCACCCACCCAUCCUCCCCCCCCCUUUUUCUUAGCUAUCUAUACCCCCCCCCCACCCACCCACCCACCCACCCACCCACCCACCCAGCAUUACCACCUUCGCCCGCCUCCUGUCCCUCCCGCCCCUUCCCAACCAGAAAACACAUAGCCCUACACCCCCUUGUCUUUGUAAGUAUGCUACAUGUUUACACGGGGCAAAUGAAUGGCAGCACUUGCAUUGGAUACUGAAACAAGGGUAAGGGGGCAAGGUGAGAUGACUUUACAUACUUUCCAAUCUCACCCAAGGCAGCCUCGCCUUGGAUUGGUUUACUAUAUCAGCUCACCGAAUAGUACACAGACUUCCAUGUAGCAAAGAUCAUGUUUUUUGUAUUGAAGAUAGAGGCUCAGAUUUGAUUUGUAUGAUUUCGAUGAUUAGAUGUAGCCGUCAUUGUAAUAGAAGAUGCUCGAUUUCACUGGUGUUGUUCAACAAAGGUGUGCCCCAACGGAGACCGCGCGUCGUCCCUAACUGAAGUCCAACGGCUCGGAGGGUGUUAUUAAUUAAUUACAGCACUUUAACCGAUGUCAUUCAAGCUAGGCAUAACAGCUUGUUGCCGUGGCGAAGCAGGGAGGCACUACGGAUAAUACAACACAGCGUCACUCGAUGUAGCAGUAGGAUUAGAGGGAUCGGAUGUUCAUGUAGCUUCCAUUUCAUGCACCGUAGUAGCAUUAGGGCCGGUACGGUUCCUGUACACAGUAACGCCAUGGUCAUUUAGGGGCGGACCAGACUGGAUUGCCUUGUUGUUAAUGUGAAGGUUUCACAUCAACCGCUACAAACUGUUUGCUGCUACCGUAAGAUGGAGAACAACAUAUCGGCAGCAACAUCCUAAAGCAGUUUAGAAUCCUUUUGUUUGCCUUGUUUAUGGUCACAAUUGGCAGAUAGCCUAUAUUAGUUGUCUAGUAACUACUUUACAUAUGAGAAACAGUGUACUGAUAUUAUUAGAUUUGUUUUAUGUAUUUUAGUGCUACAGUGCAACUUUCUCUUAAAAUAAGUGGUGGGGGCUUAGCCCCAACAAUGGCUGGUUUCAAAAUGGAUAUUAGGUUACACAUCCUCAUAAUUAUGAAUCAGAAUUUCAAGAGGGCAACAUUUGAAUGACAUGAAGAUAAUGCCUUAAAUAUCGCACCCUAUGGUGAGUUAUAAAUGUAAAGGAGUUUCACUGACUCCAACUUGGAAUAAACACUUUCCAGUGGGCAGGGCAGAACUUAACAAGUGUCUUCAAAGUCGAACCAUUGGCAUAUUCAGAAAUAUUCUGUUGCAUUAAUACAGCUGUAGGGGGCCUCACUGGGAUCAUAUGGGAUACCUGGGGAGGGAAUAUUACUGCAUCUUUACGAACUUCACGAUUCAGCCUUUAUCAGCCAUCUUAGCACCACUGCUUUGACCACCAGUGAUAAUCGUCAAGACUGAUGACGUAUGUUCAUGCAAAGCUAUGCUAACCCAAGGUUAGUCAUAGAGAAACUACAGAGAAACUAUUCAAACUGACAAAAUCUUUAAUUGCCCCCGCUAAAUCGUUUAGCUACAAAACAUACACACGCAAUCAUUUGCUGGAGGAUGUUGGCCUAAGCAACACUUUCCAUUGUUCGAGUCUGGUUCAAAUCAGGAUCAACAAUAUAAUCCAAAGUAUUUCUAGUUCCACCUCUGAUAGCACGUGACUUUGGACCACCUAAUCAAAUACCUGAAGGAACCACCACCGGAACACAAUCAGAAGAAACACUCUGAAGCACAAUGUAUAAAGUAAUGACUAUUGUGGCUUGAAUAUAGAUAGAUUACUGAGUAUGAAAAAAAAAUGUUUAUUGAUAUCUGAGAUAAAUAGUACUACUUUGUAAACAUGUUUGAUCUUGUUGAAGAUGAUUGUUCAAUGAUAAAAGUCCCUCUGUAUUAAUGGCGCUUUCCAUCCCUUUCUAAAAGCAUCAUUUGCCAUCCAGCUAACUCACCAGUCUGUUUCCUUCUCUCUGUGACAGCUAGUCAUUUGCCACGGUGCGCGUACGAUCGGCUACUCAGAAAGACACAGAUAGGGAUCCAGCCUUACCAGACAAAUAGUGAACUUCUACUUGCCCUUCUUUAGACUGCAGGGAUGCAUUGAGCAGGGCAUUGUGUUUGGAUGGAAUGUUGAAAUGUACUAAUAUAUUACAAACUAUAUCGAAACAGAUAACAAACAAGAUGGACCCAUAGAAGGAUGCCAUUGGGUUUUGAUAUCGCUGCUCUAUUUCUGAAUUGUGUUACUAACGUUUAUUGGCAUUUGCAUUACAAAACACAGAGAUCUGAUCCUUUUGCAAGUGAGGAACACGCUGUGUCGCUCUAAACUGUGACAAACCUUGCUUGUGCCCAGGGACAGGGAUCUCUUAUAAAAGAAUGAAUAGAAAUACAAAGCCAUAAUGCAUGGAUCUAAGUGAACACGUCUGUGACAAUAACAACAAAAUGCACCCAUAGCCAUUGUUUUACAGUAACAAUGUGCCCGGCUGAAUGCAGUCCACAAUCUUUGAAGAAAGACCCUUCUUAUUCCUACUAUCUCGUGCGCUGGCUGGGCUGGUCUCUGGUGAGACAUCGUGUACGUGAACGUCAUGAUGGUGCCAACUCUGUUUCCUGUUAAUACAUUCCUGGAUGUUCCUGGGACAGCCUGCUCUGCUCUCCUACUCUUCCGCUUGGGUCAUAUAAUGAAAGAGUUGUGCCAUCAAAAAAGCAGACCCUAAUCAUCGCCGUUUCAAUUCUUAGGGUGGGCUUGCUGUUGUUAACUGGCGGCCAACACGAUUCAGGGAAGUGAAGAAAUCCAUAGAGAGAAUCUUUUUUUGAGUGAAUGGUAGGAUAGGCCGGCCAUGUUUGGCUUGAGAGCAGCCUACCUUAACACACCUUCUCUGAGGAGGACGUUUAACACCAGGAUUCAAAAUGUUAGCUAGUAGGAAUCUAGCGCAUUAGAAAUGUUGCCAUGAUCGUAACACUCUUUCUUUCUAUGACUUUCCUAUUUUUCACUUUGAGUGCAUGUAAACUGAAUGUUUAGUAACCUUGCCGUAGUAUUAGGCCAUGCUACUCUUUAAUGAGUUUUGUGUAUUUCUUACCUAAUUUUCUUGUUUGUUUUCUAGUAUUCCUAUUAUGGAGACAAAAUGAUAAUACCUAAUAUAUAUGAUUAUAAAAAUGGCAUAAAAUAAAUACAUUUCACUUUUAUGGCAAUGUUUAAUGAAAUACUACAGUUCAUAUGUAUGUUUAAGCAAAAUGAAAUAUAUAUAUAUAUAUUUGGUCUUAAAAAAAUAUGUCGACAUCUAGAUGAUGUAGAGUGAUGAAUCUCAAUAAAAUUAUUAAACAGA